Messenger RNA from Rhinichthys klamathensis goyatoka, 2170 nucleotides. It is a transcript of the gene stam, whose product is annotated as signal transducing adaptor molecule (SH3 domain and ITAM motif) 1. Bases 139 to 1689 code for a protein of 516 amino acids. Gene Ontology annotation, biological process: protein transport to vacuole involved in ubiquitin-dependent protein catabolic process via the multivesicular body sorting pathway. Gene Ontology annotation, molecular function: ubiquitin binding; phosphatidylinositol binding. Gene Ontology annotation, cellular component: ESCRT-0 complex. The transcript is spliced from 14 exons. The record is from RefSeq and is a predicted model, not a curated record. Lineage: Eukaryota; Metazoa; Chordata; Actinopteri; Cypriniformes; Leuciscidae.
CUGAGGAGGGGAUCCCAUCAGCAACACUGACUGUAGUUUCUAUUUUAUUAUGUUUAUUAAUUCACGUUUAACCAAGUGCUGACAGGGAGACGAACAAGAAGAGGAUCGAGCUUAGAUUCCGUUGUGUAUAUCUCGGCCAUGCCUCUCUUCACGUCAAAUCCCUUUGAUCAAGAUGUUGAGAAAGCAACAAGUGAGAUGAACACAGCUGAGGACUGGGGCCUCAUUCUGGACAUUUGUGACAAGAUCGGACAGUCUCGCACUGGGCCUAAAGAAUGCCUGCGAUCUAUAAUGAGGAGAGUGAAUCACAAGGAUCCCCAUGUUGCCAUGCAAGCCUUGACGCUACUCGGUGCAUGUGUGUCAAACUGUGGAAAAAUAUUCCAUUUAGAGGUCUGCUCCAGGGAAUUUGCUAGUGAAGUUAGCAACGUGCUAAAUAAGGGCCACCCAAAAGUGUGUGAGAAGCUGAAGGCUCUCAUGGUGGAAUGGGCUGAGGAUUUCCGUAAUGACCCCCAGCUCAGCCUCAUAUCGGCCAUGAUCAAGAACCUCAGAGAACAGGGCGUCAUCUUCCCUGCGGUGGGCUCUCAGGCAGCAGAACAAGCUAAAGCCAGUCCUGCAUUGGUAGCUAAAGACCCUGCAACAUCAACAAACAAGAAGGAAGAAGAAGACCUUGCUAAAGCGAUCGAACUGUCCCUGAAGGACCAGCGGCAGCAGCCUCAGGUCUCUCUGUCUGGCCUCUACCCGAGCACCAGCAGCCUCCUCACCUCUCACAAGACUGAGGGCAGAAAGGUCAGGGCCAUCUAUGACUUUGAGGCAGCCGAGGACAAUGAGCUCACCUUUAAAUCAGGCGAGAUCAUCACCAUCAUGGAUGACAGUGACCCUAACUGGUGGAAGGGCGAGACGUACCAGGGUGUUGGGCUUUUUCCGUCAAACUUUGUGACAGCAGACCUGACAGCAGAGCCUGAGAUGAUGAAAACAGAGAAGAAGACUGUGCAGUUCAGUGAAGACGUCCAGGUAGAGACGAUUGAACCGGAACCAGAGCCGGUCUACAUUGAUGAGGAGAAAAUGGACCAGCUGCUUCAGAUGAUCCAGAGUGCAGACCCAACAGACGACCAGUCGGACUCCUGUGAACUCCUGCAGUUGGAGGCUGCUUGCAACCAGAUGGGUCCUCUCAUUGAUCAGAAGUUAGAAGACAUUGACAGAAAACACUCAGAGCUGUCCGACCUGAACAUGAAGGUCAUGGAAGCACUGUCUCUCUAUGCUAAGCUAAUGAAUGAAGACCCAGUAUACACUAUGUAUGCUAAACUACAGAGCCAGCAGUACUACAUGCAGCAGACCCCAAACGGUUCCCAGCAGGUGUACUCUGGCCAGCCCACUGGAGGGCAGUAUGCAAUGGGUAGCACAGCAGUACCGGGAUACAAUGUUCCAAUGGAGCAGCUCUCUGCAAUGAACCAAACAGGAACACCAAUGGCUGGGCAGCCUCCCAGUGAUGCCCAUAUGUACAUGAGCCAGCCUCCAGUCUACAGCCCCUCUCCUGGCAGCCUGGCCCCAGCUGAUGUUCAGUACUACCAGACUCAACCCGGCGCUCCGGCGAACAUGACCCAGACCCAUGGCUACAACGUGCCCUCCUCCCAAAACCACCCUGCUACUGCAGACAACCUACAGACCCCUUACCCUGAGAAAGCCCUCUUAUAGGACCCCUAGAGACUCAACCUCUGUGGUUUCAUACAGACACACACACUUACAGUUACAAACAAAGAACAUUCAGCUCACACACAGAUAUCUCUUAGAUUUUCUUCUCCUCCUCUUCUUUAAGACACACUACGUCAUACAAACACUGAUUCUGAUCAUGAGAGGAUGUGCCGAUUGUUGACUACUAACAGGUGGUGUUCUCACAGAGCGGUUCUGAUUGAUACUUUUUUUGGUCUCUUCUCUUUUAUAAGAACAUUUUGCUAAAGGUAAUGAGAAACGCUAAGUUAUACCAUUUAUUUGGCAUUUUCAUUAUAGUUAUAAUUAACUGGACGUUUCUUACAGGAAAACACACAAAGAGAGCAUGCUUGUGUUGUACCGGUACAUACAUUUCCGUACCAAUGUCAGUCCCCGAUAGUCUAGCAUUCGUUACAACAGGUCCUAAAGGGGAGGUUACAUCAUUUUAAUUUGUCAUCACUAUGUGUCU